Pistacia vera is the source of this 566-nucleotide messenger RNA. RefSeq names its product protein transport protein Sec61 subunit beta-like. Gene Ontology annotation, cellular component: Sec61 translocon complex; endoplasmic reticulum membrane. NCBI's taxonomy places the organism in Eukaryota, Viridiplantae, Streptophyta, Magnoliopsida, Sapindales, Anacardiaceae. The transcript has 2 exons. The record is from RefSeq and is a predicted model, not a curated record. Bases 124 to 372 code for a protein of 82 amino acids. Gene Ontology annotation, biological process: intracellular protein transport.
GGAGCUGUCAUGGUUGACUAUCGCCAAACCGUAGGUUGUAUAAAAGGAGACGUUUUCUGAGCGUUUUUACAAACAAACAUUGAAACGAGUUCUUCAACGAUCUAAAUCUCCAGUCGACUCGGAAUGGCUUUGACCGGAACAGCUCCCCCAAGAGGAAGUGCAGCAGCAGCUGCCAGCAUGAGAAGAAGGAGGACAACGAGUGGUGCUGCUGCGUCAGGAGGUGCAGCUGGUACCAUGCUCCAGUUUUACACGGAUGAUGCUCCGGGACUUAAGAUCUCGCCAAAUGUUGUGCUUGUUAUGAGCAUUGGUUUCAUUGCUUUUGUUGCUAUUCUUCAUGUCAUGGGUAAGCUUUACUUUGUUCGAAAAGAGUAGAGCGGGUGAAAGUGUUGUCAUACCUAUUGAAUUUCGGUAUGGCGAGUUCUGGAUAUUGGAAUUCAGAUUUAGUGUUUGUCAAGUUUUUUGGAGAAUGAGUUUGUUUCAAGUAACAUGAUUCUUGUUCUAAGCCUUAGACACAUUCAAAAUUUUAAUAUUAGCUUCUUCUUAAUGAGAAUUUAUUAUUGAUUCAA